AUGGACGCCGCCGAGGCGAGGAGGAGCAGCAGCGCGUCCUCCUCACCGGAGUUCGAGUUCUGGCCGCUCCACCCCAACCCCGCCGCCUCGCCCUCCUGCGCCGACGAGCUCUUCGCCGGCGGGGUACUCCUCCCGCUCCCCGUCCUCCCACCGAAGCCAGCGUCCAGGAACAGCGGCAGCGGCAUCAGCCAAAGUGCGCCCGUGGCGGAACUGGAGCCGGAGCCGGAGGUAGGGGAGGCGUCCCUUCUUGUGACCGUCGCGCCUCCUACGGCCUCGAUUACGUCCCCGGCGCCGCCCACCGCCUCCGGAGGAGGAGGAGGGUCCAAGCGCUGGACCGACAUCUUCUCCAAGAAGCCGGCGCCGGUAGCCGAGGAGAAGGACCGGGAUAAGGAGAAGGAGAAGCGGAAGGACGGCGCCGGCAGCCGGAAACUGGGCGGCGGGCACUCCGGCGGCGGCGCAAGCUCGGAGCUGAACAUCAACAUCUGGCCCUUCUCGCGGAGCCGCUCGGCCGGCGGCGGGUCCGGGUCCGGCUCGUCCAAGCCGCGGCCCCCCGCGAGGAAGGUCAGCAGCGCGCCGUGCUCGCGCAGCAACUCCCGCGGCGAGGCCGGUGGCGCCCCUCCGCUCCGGCGGUGGGCGGCGAGCCCGGGCCGCUCCGGAGGCGGCGUGCCGGUGGGCCGGUCCAGCCCGGUCUGGCAGAUCCGACGCCCGGCGGCCAAGCCUGCGCCUGGCCCCGUCCCUGUCCCCGUCGCCUCAGCCUCAGAUCUGUUCAACGACAGGCGGGCGCCGCCGCAGCAGCAGCACAAGGAGAAACCCGCCGGCGCUGCCAACAACGGCCGGAAGCCCGGCCUGGGCGGCGGCGUCCGCAGCCUGAACCUGAGCGUGAACUCGUGCAUCGGGUACCGGCACCAGGUCAGCUGCCGGCGGGCGGACGUCGGCGCCGCCCGCGGCCCCGGCUCUGGCGUCGUCGGCGGCGGCGGGUUGUUCGGCAUCAAGGGGCUCUUCUCCAAGAAGGUGCAUUGA
Molecule: messenger RNA, 1020 nt
Organism: Miscanthus lutarioriparius
Lineage: Eukaryota; Viridiplantae; Streptophyta; Magnoliopsida; Poales; Poaceae
Source: the annotation of a GenBank genome assembly